UGGAUAAUUCAUCACCUUGUUCCAUAUGGUGUCCCUAAUUUGUGAAGUCUCGUUAAGAGAAAACAAACUUUUCCAUGGUGUUUAUCACUUACAUCAUCGUAGAGGUGGUUGGAAAUGCUUUUAAAUUCAUAAUCCUGCUCCGCAUACAAUGUGUGAGAACAAAAAAGUAUUCUUUUAUUGUAAUCCAUCACUGUAACGCAGGGCUGAAUGCGUAAUUCACCAAAUGUCCUGGCUGCAUUUAGAGAAGAGCGUUGUGUGCUCUCUCGUGGAUCUCCUCGGACACUGUGCUCACUUUCAACAGAGCAGCGAGGUUUUCCGAGGAUAUCUGGGGAUGUUGGAUGCUGUGUCCAUUCACAUGGCACUUGUUGCUGGCUUAUUCUUCUCAGCGCUGGUCUGUUGAGGACUUAACGAUCGCAUCUUCACCUCCCAUCAGGAUCAUGUCGGUGGAACAAACUGAUUCCAACUCCAGUGGGUACUAUUUUGACAAUGCUUCAACUCGAGUCCAGAGCAGCUUCGUGUUUUCAGGACCUAUAUUUGUAAUUUUGAUGGUGAUGAUGGUGACUUUGGUUGUUGUGAUAGUUUUGGGUAACGCACUGGUAAUUUUUGCCUUUAAAGUGGACAAGAGUUUGAGAAGGCAAUGCAAUUACUACUUCCUGAAUUUGGCAAUAUCAGAUUUUCUUGUAGGGGCGUUCUGCAUCCCAGUCUACAUUCCCUACAUUGUUACAGGCAGGUGGAGACUGGGCAGAGGACUGUGUAAGCUGUGGCUGGUCAUAGACUACCUCCUUUGUUCUGCAUCGGUCUUCAACAUUGUCCUCAUCAGCUACGACCGCUUCCUGUCAGUCACCAGAGCAGUAAGUUAUCGUGCCAGACAGAGCAUGACUCAUCAAGCCAUAAUCAAGAUGAUUGCUGUCUGGGUGCUAGCUUUUGUGUUGUACGGCCCAGCUAUCAUAUUUUGGGAGCUGGUGAUGGGCAGAAGCCGCGUGCCAAAGGAUGAGUGCUUUGCAGAGUUCUAUUACUCUUGGUAUUUCCUGCUGAGUGCUUCCAUGCUGGAGUUUUUCUCUCCUUUCAUCUCGGUGGCUUUCUUCAACCUAAGCAUUUACCUCAGCAUACGCAGGAGGAGACUCCACAGCAGGGAGGCGCAGCUUCACCUUCAACUGAGCGAACCUGCCUCUACCCAAGGGGAAGGUAUCCCCUUGUCCCACAACUGGGGGUUGGGGAUGAAACUGGCUGUAAAAGGCUCUAUACACUCCCAGACCUCCUCUCCCAGUUUGGGUAAACUAGAUCCCUCAACCAACAGGGCAGCCCAUCCCAGCCGUCUGUCCAGGGAUAAGAAAAUUGCUAAGUCCCUGGCCAUAAUAGUGUGUGUAUUUGCCAUCUGCUGGGCACCAUACACCCUACUGAUGAUCAUCCGUGCCGCCUGCAGAGGGCGGUGCAUCCAGCAUCACUGGUACGAGGUCACCUUCUGGCUCCUGUGGCUCAACUCUGCUAUUAACCCAUUCCUGUACCCACUUUGCCACAGUAGCUUCCGCAGGGCCUUUAGCAAGAUUCUCUGCCCAAAGCGGCAUACUACUCCCCCAUCAUCUGUCCUUCGUGUUGGCCAGUGACAAGCAGAUACUCAUGGAUGGAUAGGGACAGACAAUGUGCCAAAACUAUGGAUAAAAGUAUUCAAAAUCUUAAAUUCCACAGUUUCAACAGAUGAAGCUAAACUGUUCACCACAUAGACCAUAAUUAAUAGUUUUCAAAUGUGCAUUUCAGUGUUUGAAUGUAUAAUGUUGGUACUGUACAGUAUAAUGUAAUAUAUUGUCAGUCAGUACACUGUGAACAUCUUAAAUGUAUACUAGACACCAUGAAAAUAAUUGUAACCUCUGCUUAUGAAUCAGAAUAUGUCAACAAAAGUAUUAUGAUAAUUAAUGGGCAAAGGUUUUCACACACUGUGAGAACACGUUUAUCAUUGCUGUGUCUGGUGAGAAGAAAAACAAUAGAGAAAAUAGCACCAGACAGACGCUGUAAUGACUCAGGCAUAACUUGUGUACUGUAUGUAUCUGUAGAAAUAGGGGCAACAUGUUUUCAUUGACCAACCGUCACAUACUGCACACUUGUUACCCAUUUACAUAGCUACAGUAUGUGAUGCUAUGGAACAUGAAACACUGCAAAAUUUUAUAUUAGGCUAAAAACAGUAGCAAUUCAUUGAUUAUCUUGUCUAGUUUUUUAUGUGAAGCAGCUUGGCAUCUUUGGCAUUUAUGUUCAUAGAAGAUAAGUAUUGCCUUCACUGUGACAUCUUUGCUUCAGCUGAAGUAAAGCAGAUCAAUAUCACCCUCUGCUGUUAGAAAGUUUACUACUUUUACUAUUUCAGAAGCACAGUGACUAAAACACAAAGUGCCAUUAAGUAUAAAUGUGUAUAAAAUCAAAUGUGCUAUGAAAGUCUUACAACAGGCAAUCAAUGUCUCUCUUUUUUGGGCACAUGGUUAUACCAUAGAUUACCUUUGUAAAAAAUUACACUUAUUCACAUGCUUUUUCACAAUUUUCUGCUCAUUCAUCACCCUGUAUUAACAAAUAAAUGACUUUCUGUACUGUAAUGUUGAAAGACAAUGCAAACAAAAGUAAACAUUAUUUUUUCUUUUUCUUGAACUAUUACUACAUUACUACCGAUAAUCAAUCAGUUUGCCAGUAAAAGACUCCAGAGCACAGCAAUCACCACUGGUGUUCUUAAAGUUUUUAUAUGUGGUUUUACAUUCAGUGUUUGGAUAUAUGUAGAGAGAGGAAGACAAUGAGAGGUAACCUGUUUACAAACAAUGCCAAAAUACCAUUUUUCAGCAGGUGUAUGUAUGCUUUUGAGCCACUAGAUGUCACCAUUAACCUUUCCAGCUUACAGCCUGUGCAGUGUUUGAGCAUUAAACUCCGAUUUAUCAUCGACUCAAGUCAGUCUUUGAGACUGGCCAUGAUUUCACUUACAUGUUUUACUUCAUGUAUUUGAAUUUUAAUUUAAAUGCAAGCCAUGUUUUUUGCACCAGUGCCCUGACUGAUUUGAGUUGUAAUAGAAGAAUGUAACCAAAUAAUCACAGGUCCAUAAAAUUGGAUGGUGGAUGGUCUUCAGAUUUAUCCACAGUGAGUCCUUUCACUGUCAAGUGUCACUUGUAACGGCAAAAUCUGGACAUUUAGAGUUCUAUGCUUUAAUGUUAUUAUACUAUUUUGUAACCAUUUGUGUAACUGAAUUAUUAGAGUUGUUGCCUAAGUGUUGUCUUUCUGGCCCAGAAGAAAGGAAUGUGUAAUAAUGAAAAGAUAAAUACAUUUUUGUGUGUA
This is a messenger RNA of Thunnus maccoyii (southern bluefin tuna), 3300 nucleotides long. Its product is annotated as histamine H3 receptor-like. Gene Ontology annotation, biological process: adenylate cyclase-activating adrenergic receptor signaling pathway. Lineage: Eukaryota; Metazoa; Chordata; Actinopteri; Scombriformes; Scombridae. The record is from RefSeq and is a predicted model, not a curated record. Gene Ontology annotation, molecular function: histamine receptor activity. The transcript has 3 exons. Bases 339 to 1604 code for a protein of 421 amino acids. Gene Ontology annotation, cellular component: membrane.